This is a messenger RNA of Helianthus annuus (common sunflower), 1690 nucleotides long. RefSeq names its product shaggy-related protein kinase epsilon-like. The record is from RefSeq and is a predicted model, not a curated record. Gene Ontology annotation, biological process: signal transduction; protein phosphorylation. NCBI's taxonomy places the organism in Eukaryota, Viridiplantae, Streptophyta, Magnoliopsida, Asterales, Asteraceae. The coding region runs from base 227 to 1444 and encodes 405 amino acids. Gene Ontology annotation, cellular component: cytoplasm. Gene Ontology annotation, molecular function: protein serine/threonine kinase activity; ATP binding. The transcript has 13 exons.
ACCAAAGCCACUUAACAUAGAGAGUCGCACAUGGUCAAAUCUCGCAAGAAAGAAGAUCUCUGCAACAUCCUCCACCUUCUCUCUCUCUCUCUCUCUACAAACACAUUUCAAUUAUUAUUCUUCGCCCCUAAAAUCCACAUUUUUCAUCAGAUUUCAGAUGUUCCAUAAUCUGAGUGGAAUAUACGUGAAAUAAGUAUAAUAAUUUAUUGACUUGAAUCAACUCAAAAUGGCUUCUGAUGGAGCAGCUCCUGCAGCAGCAGCUGGAGAAGUUAUUGGCAAACUGCCAAAGGAAAUCAGUGAGAUGAAAAUUAGAGAUGACAAGGUGGAAAAGGAAAUGGAGGAAACAGUUGUGGAUGGAAAUGGUACUGAAACUGGACACAUAAUUGUUACCACAAUUGGAGGUAGAAAUGGUCAACCAAAGCAGACAAUAAGCUAUAUGGCUGAGCGUGUCGUUGGCCAGGGUUCUUUCGGAAUCGUAUUUCAGGCGAAGUGCUUAGAAACUGGAGAAGCUGUUGCAAUUAAAAAAGUGUUGCAGGAUAAACGAUACAAGAACCGUGAAUUGCAAACAAUGCGGCUUCUUGAUCAUCCCAACAUUGUUUCUCUCAAACAUUGCUUCUUUUCAACCACAGAUAAGGAUGAACUUUAUCUCAAUUUGGUUCUUGAAUAUGUGCCAGAAACUGCUUAUCGUGUAACAAGGCAUUACAGCAAGGCGAACCAGAGGAUGCCUAUGAUAUAUGUCAAACUAUACACAUAUCAGAUAUUUAGAGCUCUGGCAUAUAUUCAUGCAAUAGGUGUUUGUCACCGAGACAUUAAGCCACAAAAUCUUCUGGUUAAUCCGCAUACUCACCAGCUCAAAUUCUGUGACUUCGGAAGUGCAAAAGUUCUGGUCAAAGGGGAACCAAAUAUAUCGUACAUCUGUUCUAGAUAUUACCGUGCACCUGAGCUCAUAUUUGGUGCAACUGAAUACACGACUGCAAUUGAUAUAUGGUCAGUUGGUUGUGUCCUGGCAGAAUUUCUUCUUGGGCAGCCUAUUUUCCCAGGUGAGAGUGGAGUUGACCAACUCGUAGAAAUCAUCAAGGUCCUGGGUACCCCGACUCGUGAAGAAAUUAAGUGUAUGAAUCCAAACUACACUGAGUUUAAAUUCCCACAAAUCAAAGCACACCCCUGGCACAAAAUCUUUCACAAGCGGAUGCCGCCGGAAGCUGUAGAUCUUGUUUCAAGACUCCUACAAUAUUCUCCGAACCUUAGGUGCACAGCUCUGGAGGCUUGCAUUCAUCCCUUCUUUGACGAGCUUCGUGAUCCAAACACCCGUCUUCCAAACGGCCGCCCACUGCCGCCCCUCUUCAAUUUCAAGUCUCAAGAGUUGAAAGGCGCGUCUGCGGAACUACUGGCUAAGUUGAUACCAGAGCAUGCUCGGAAGCAAUGUCCCUCACUUGGCCUUUAGGUUGUAACAUUGUUGUUGAUGUCAAAUGUUGUGGUGACAUGUUUAGAUCUUAAAAUAUUUGUGGCUAUUUUCUUAGAAACUUAACUGGUUUGACUCUUGCUGAUUGUUUAAAAACUUGUUGGGUUGGUUUCUACAGGCACUUUGCACCGACAUUAUGUGGUGGUGCUGAGUAAUAUAUGCCUCUGUAGGCUUUAUAUGGUAUUGUUGUCUAAUAUAUGUAACAAGAAGCUAUUAUGGUUGAUUUCA